Coregonus sp. 'balchen' is the source of this 9490-nucleotide messenger RNA. NCBI's taxonomy places the organism in Eukaryota, Metazoa, Chordata, Actinopteri, Salmoniformes, Salmonidae. The record is from the annotation of a GenBank genome assembly.
UUCUAAUACAUGGUUUUAACAGGGUAUUACUGAAGUAUCACAAAUAACAUCUCCCUUCCUCUCCAUCUCUCUCCAUGUCUCUCCCUCCCUCCCAGCCAUGGCCAAGCUGCAGGCCAACCAGGCGCCCCAGACCCAGAGCCAGCCAGCAGCCCCAGAAGGUGGGUGGGGCUGGGUGGUGGUGGGGGCCCUGUUUGUGUCCUCUGCCCUGGUGUUUGGGAUAAUCCGGAGCAUGGGGGUCUUCUUUGUGGAGUUUGUGCAGUACUUUGGGGAGAGCGCCCAGGCUGUCUCCUGGAUCACAUCCAUAGGGGUGGCCAUGCAGCAGUGUGUUAGUGAGUAUAUAUAUAUAUAUAUAGGGGAGGAGGGUAAUGCUCCUUUGAAUGCUCAUACAAAUGAUCCUUGGUCCGUUGUACACAGUGUGAUGACUGGUAGUUAAACCUGUGUGUGUGUGUGUGUGUGUGUUCCUCAGGUCCAGUGGGCACAGCGUUGUGUAAAGCAUACGGUGCCAGACCUGUAGUGAUGGCAGGAGGUUGUCUCUCUGCACUGGGCUUCAUCCUGGCCUCACAGGCCACCUGCGUCACACACCUCUACCUCACCAUGGGUGUCAUCUCAGGUACACACACACACACACCCACACACACUUGGACCUAAAAACACUCACAUGCUACUUUCUGUCUUUCUUCUAUGUCCAAAGCUCUGAAUUCAGUAUAUAACUCCCUCCUUCACCCUCCUUCACCCUCCUGCCUACCCUCCAGGUUCGGGCUGGGCAUUAGUCUUCACCCCUAUGGUGGCGUCAGUGAUGCAGUACUUUACACGUCAGCGCUCCCUGGCCAUGGCGCUGGGCUUUACGGGCGUGGGCCUCUCGUCCUUCGCCUUCUCCCCCCUCUUCCAGCUCUUGGUGGAGAUGUACGCCUGGCGGGGGGCCCUGCUCAUCCUGGGGGGGCUCAGCCUCAACAUGGUGGCCUGCGGUGCCCUCAUCAGGCCCCUGGGGGCCCACAAGGCUGUAGCUGCGGUAGGAACCUACAUUUACAUUUUAGUCAUUUUAGCAGAUGCUCUUAUCCAGAGAAAUGUGGGUUAAUUACCUUGCUCAAGGGCACAUCAAACUCAUGUAACUUUCUCUUCUCUCUCUUUUUCCCUCUCUCUCUAUCUCUCUCUCUCUCUCUCUCUCUCUGGCUGACUGAACACAUUCAAUGUUUGAUACCUGGGGUUUGACAAUCAUUCCAUAAUAGGACUCAUGUGGUUUUAACCUUUUAUAAUACAGAAACAGUUACAAAACACAUAAAGUGUCUGUGUAAUCUUGAGUGUGACAUCUUGUUUGACAGCAAAGGGUGCCAGCAGUGUUUGAUGGACCUGCUUUCAAAGUUUGAGCAAUUUUCUCACUGUUCAGCAUCAGUCUCUUUCUCUCAUACUCUUCUUCACCCCCUCCCUCUCCUCCCUCUUUCCAGCUGGCCCCAGGUGAGAGUGCCUUGUCCUGCGCUUCCAUCUUCCACCGGGCCUACUCCUACCUGGAGCUUUCUCUCCUCUUCCAGCGGCCCUUCCUCACCUACAGCCUGGCCAUCACCUUCUUCAACUGUGGCUACUUUGUGCCUUACGUCCACCUGGUGGCCCACAGCCGCCACGAGGGCUUCUCCCAGUAUCAGGUUUGAAUGAGCCUAUUUCACUAUUACAUCACUGUGUAAACAAUGGGAUUUUUGAGGGGGUAAACACAGCUGCUAGCAUAUUAGAGAUUAUCCAAAAUGAUUAUCGAUUACCAAUUGUUUUGUUCAGUUUUUGUUGCUCUGAUUGUUAGAUGCAUAGAUUAAUGUCAAUCGUUUCAAUCUUAUCCAGGCAGCCUUCGUCAUCUCAGCCACGGGUGUGACGGACAUAUUGGGCCGUGUGGUUUCUGGCUGGGCCUCGGACCUGGGCCGUCUCCGUCUGCCCCAUAUGCUGGUCCUCUGGACGGGCCUGUUGGGCCUCUUCCUCCUCCUGCUGCCCCUGGGCUCCCUGGGAGGGUCCUACCUGGGCCUGCUCACCGUCAGCCUAGCCUACGGGUUCUGUGCCGGCGCCAUGACCCCCCUGGUGUUCGCGGUGGUGCCGGAGAUUGUGGGCAUGGAGCGGAUGCUGGGUGCCCUGGGGCUGCUGCAGAUGAUCGAGAGCCUUGGGGGGCUGCUGGGGGCACCGCUGUCAGGUACGAGAUAUACUGGAGAGGAGUGGAGUGGAGCAGCCGUUGACUGCUGUUGAUGUUGAAGGAAUUGGGGAUAGAUUACAGCAGGCACUACUAUAUCCCAAGCUUGGCGACCUUUGCCCUAAGUGCUGCUCUAAGGACAUUUUGUUCUGUUCUGAAUACAACAGUGAAAUGCUUACUUACAAGCCCUUAACCAACAAUGCAGUUUUAAGAAAAAUAAGUGUUAAGUAAAAAAUAGACAAGUAAAAAAUAACAAAUAACAAAUAAUUGAAGAGCAGCAGGAAAAUAACAGUAGCGAGGCUAUAUACAGGGGGUACCGGUACAGAGUCACUGUGCGGGGGCACAAGUUAGUCAAGGUAAUUGGGGUAAUAUGUACAUGUAGGUAGAGUUAAUGUGACUAUGCAUAGAUAAUAAACAGAGAGUAGCAGCAGCGUAAAAUAGGGGGUUGGGGGGGGGGACAAUGCAAAUAGUCUGGGUAGCCAUUUGAUUAGCUUUUCAGGAGUCUUAUGGCUUGGGUGUAGAAGCUGUGUUAAGAAGCCUUUUGGACCUAGACUUGGCGCUCCGGACCGUGCGGUAGCAGAGAGAAGAGUCUAUGACUAGGGUGGCUGGUAUAGAGGUCCUGGAUGUCAGGAAGCUUGGCCCCAGUGAUGUACUGGGCCGUACGCACUACACUCUGUAGUGCCUUGCGGUCGGAGGCUGAGCAGUUGCCAUACCAGGCAGUGAUGCAACCAGUCAGGAUGCUCUCGAUGGUGCAGCUGUAGAACCUUUUGAGGAUCUGAGGACCCAUGCCAAAUCUUUUCAGUCUCCUGAGGGGGAAUAGGCUUUGUCAUGCCCUCUUUACGACUGUCUUGGUGUGUUUGGACCAUGAUAGUUUGUUGGUGAUGUGGACACCAAGGAACUUGAAGCUCUCAACCUGCUCCGUCGAUGAGAAUGGGGGCGUGCUCGGCCCUCUUCUUUUUCCUGUAGUCCACAAUCAUCUCCCAAUUGAGACAUGGAUUGUGUAUGGUGCCAUGGGCAAGAUAAAAUAUUUAAGUGCCUUUGAAUGGGGUAUGGUAGUAGGUGCCAGAUGCACCGGUUUGAGUGUGUCAAGAACUGCAACGCUGCUGGGUUUUUCACCAUCAAGAAUGGUCCGACACCCAAAGAACAUCCAGCCAACGGUAGGACAGUGGUCGAAAACGGGUCAUUGAUGAAUGAGGACAAAGGAGGCUGACACGAAGCUGACACCAAUUGUGCAGAACAAAAGAUGGGCUACAGUCCAGUACAACAUUGGUGCCCAAAACCUAUAAAAUAAUGCACAACUCGUCGUACCUUGACACGAAUGAGGUAUGGCAGCCGACGACCUUACAGUGUUCCACUUCUUUCAGUAAAAAAAAAACAAGAAACUGCUGUUGCAGUGGGCUAAGGAACGAAAACACUGGACACUGGAGAAUUGGAAAAACAUUGCCUGGUCUGAUGAAUCUUGGUACCUGCUGUUUCACGCUAAAGGGAGGACUAGGGUAUGGAGAAAACCACGAGUCCAUGCAUCCAUCAUGCCGCCUGUCAACAUGCAGGCUGGUGGUGGUGGUGAGAUGGUGUGGGGUGUGUUUUCAUGGCGUACAUUGGGCCCCUUGAUAAAAGUGGAGCAACGUUUGAAUACCACAGGAUAUCUGAACAUCAUUGCCAAUCAGUUGCAUCUCUUCAUGGCAACAGUGUAUCCAUCUGCAAAUAGAUUGUUUUCAGCAGGAUAAUGCCCCAUUCCACAAGGCUAGGAUUGUCCAGGAAUGGUUCCACGAACAUGACAGUGAAUUCAGCUUACUGCAGUGGCCUGCCAAGUCACCAGAUCUCAAUCCAAUUGAGCAUCUGUUGGAUGAGAUGGAACGAGCUAUUCGGAGUAGAGAUCCAUUACCAGCCAACUUGACACAACUGUGGGACGCAUUGGAGUCAACAUGGGCCAUCAUCCCUGUGGAACGCUUUCGACACCUUUUAGAGUCCGUGCCCCUACGAAUUGAGGCUGUUCUGAGGGCAAAAGGGGGUGCAACUCAAUAUGAGGAAGGUGUUCUAAAUGUUUUGUACACUCUGACACUUAGAAAAUGGCAACUAGUCAACACAAGGUCAAAUCAGUUGAUGAUUAGCUAACCAUGGUAAAUCUUUAGCCUACCUAUUGGAUAUUCAUACAGUCCAAUUGAUUUAUCUCUCUCACUCUCUGACCAUUUGAACUCUUACACACUUUCUCCAUCCCCCACCUCCCCUCUAGGUUACAUGUUCUUAUGCUCAAAAUCUCUCUUCUCUGUCUGUCUUUGUGUCUCUCUCUCUCAAUUAAAAAAAUAAUAAACAUAAGUAAACAUAAAUAUGGGUUGUAUUUACAAUGGUGUUUGUUCUUCACUGGUUGCCCUUUUCUUGUGGCAACAGGUCACAAAUCUUGCUGCUGUGAUGGCACACUGUGGUAUUUAAUCCAAUAGAUAUGGGAGUUUAUCCAAAUUGGGCUGCACUUCCUAACCUCUUGCCAAAUGUAUACAUUUGCAACUCAAUAUAAUGUAUACAUUUGGCAGGAAGUUAGGAAGUGCAGCUCAGUUUCCACCUCAUUUUGUGGGCAGUGUGCAGAUAGCCUGUCUUCUCUUGAGAGCCAGGUCUGCCAACGGCGGCCUCUCUCAAUAACAAGGCUAUGCUCACUGAGUCUGUUCAUAGUCAAAGCUUUCCUUAAUUUUGGGUCAGUCACAGUGUCAGGUAUUCUGCCACUGUGUACUUUCUGUUUAGGGCCAAAUAGCAUUCUAGUUUGCUCAUUUUCUAAAAGAAAUAUUUCCAAAAUGUCAAGUAAUCAUCUAUUUGUUUUCUCAUGAUUUGGUUGCGUCUAAUUGAGUUGCUGUCCUUGGGCUCUCUGGGGUCUGUUUCCCUCAGAUUACACAGACCCACAAAGAAUUAGAAAACAAAUCCAAUUUGGAUAAACUCCCAUAUCUAUUGGGUUAAAUACCACAGUGUGCCAUCACAGCAGCAAGAUUUGUGAUCAGUUGCCACAAGAAAAGGGCAACCAGUGAAGAACAAACACCAUUGUAAAUACAACCCAUAUUUAUGUUUUUUAUUUUUUGUUUUUUUGAAUUGAGAGAGAGAGAGACAAAGACAGACAGAGAAGAGAGAUUUUUAGCAUAAUAACAUGUAACCUAGAGGGGAGGUGGGGGAUGGAGAAAGUGUGUAAGAGUUCAAAUGGUCAGAGAGUGAGAGAGAUAAAGCAAUUGGACUGUAUGGAUAUCCAAUAGGUAGGCUAAAGGUUUACCAUGGUUAGCUAAUUGUCAACUGAUUUGACCCUGUGUUGACUAGUUGACAUAUUUGAAGUGUCAACAGUGGAUUUAUAUAUGGAGCCUUUAUUAGUGAUUAAGCAAUGAAUGAAUAUCCAAUAGGUAGGCUAAAGGGUUACCAUGGUUAGCUAAUCAUCAACUGAUUUGACCCUGUGUUGACUAGUUGCCAUUUUCUAAGUGUCAGAGUGUACAAAACAUUAAGAACACCUUCCUAAUAUUUAGUUGCACCCCCUUUUGCCCUCAGAACAGCCUCAAUUCGUAGGGGCAUGGACUCUAAAAGGUGUCGAAAGCGUUCCACAGGGAUGAUGGCCCAUGUUGACUCCAAUGCGUCCCACAGUUGUGUCAAGUUGGCUGGUAAUGGAUCUCUACUCCGAAUAGCUCGUUCCAUCUCAUCCCACAGAUACUCAAUAGGAUUGAGAUCUGGUGACUGGGCAGGUCACUGCAGUAAGCUGAAUUCACUGUCAUGUUCGUGGGACCAUUCCUGGACAAUCCUAGCCUUGUGGAAUGGGGCAUUAUCCUGAUGAAAAAAAUAUAUUUGAUGAUGGAUACACUGUUGCCAUGAAGAGAUGCACCUGAUUGGCAAUGAUGUUCAGAUAUCCUGUGGCAUUCAAACGUUGCUCCACUUUUAUCAAGGGGCCCAAUGUACGCCAUGAAAACACACCCCACACCAUCUCACCACCACCACCAGCCUGCAUGUUGACAGGCGGCAUGAUGGAUGCAUGGACUCGUGAUUUUCUCCAUACCCUUGUCCUCCCUUCAGCGUGAAACAGCAGGUACCACGAUUCAUCAGACCAGGCAAUGUUUUUCCAAUUCUCCAGUGUCCAGUGUUUUCGUUCCUUAGCCCACUGCAACAGCAGUUUCUUGUUUUUUUGCUGAAAGAAGUGGAACACUGUAAGGUCGUUGGCUGCCAUACCCCAAAUGUAUACAUUAUAUUGAGUUGCAAAUGUAUACAUUUGGCAGGAGGUUAGGAAGUGCAGCCCAGUUUCCACCUCAUUUUGUGGGCAGUGUGCACAUAGUCUGUCUUCUCUUGAGAGCCAGGUCUUCCAACGGCGGUCUCUCUCAAUAAUAAGGCUAUGCUCACUGAGUCUGUACAUAGUCAAAUCUUUCCUUCAUUUUGGGACAGUCACAUUGGUCCGGUUUUCUGCCACUGUGUACUCUCUGUUUAGGGCCAAUUAGCAUUCUAGUUUGCUCAGUUUAUUUGUUAAUUCUUUCCAAUGUGUCAAGUAAAUAUAUUUUUGUUUUCUCAUCAUUUGGUUGGGUCUAAUUGAGUUGCUGUCGUGGGGCUUUCUGGGGUCUGUUUCCCUCAUAUGGUCAUACAUUUGGCAGGAGGUUAGGAAGUGCAGCUCAGUUUCCACCUCAUUUUGUGGGCUGUGUACAUACAGUUGAAGUUGGAAGUUUACAUACACCUUAGUCAAAAACAUUUAAACUCAGUUUUUCACAAUUCCUGCCAUUUAAUCCUAGUAAAACUUCCCUAUCUUAGGUCAGUUAGGAUCACCACUUUAUUUUAAGAACGUGAAAUGUCUGAAUAAUAGUAGUGUGAUUUAUUUCAGCUUUUAUUUAUUUCAUCACAUUCCCAGUGGGUCAGAAGUUUACAUACACUCAAUUAGUAUUUGGUAGCAUUGCCUUUAAAUUGUUUAACUUGGGUCAAACGUUUCAGGUAGCCUUCCACAAGCUUCCCACAAUAAGUUGGGUGAAUUUUGGCCCAUUCCUCCUGACAGAGCUGGUGUAACUGAGUCAGGUUUUGUAGGCCUCCUUGCUCGCACACGCUUUUUCAGUUCUGCCCACAAACGUUCUAUAGGAUUGAGGUCAGGGCUUUGUGAUGGCCACUCCAAUACCUUGCCUUUGUUGUCCUUAAGCCAUUUUCCACAACUUUGGAAGUAUGCUUGGGGUCAUUGUCCAUUUGGAAGACCCAUUUGCGACCAAGCUUUAACUUCCUGACUGAUGUCUUGAGAUGUUGCUUCAAUAUAUCCACAUAAUUUUCCUUCCUCAUGAUGUCAUCUAUUUUGUGAAGUGCACCAGUCCCUCCUGCAGCAAAGCACCCCCACAGCAUGAUGCUGCCACCCCCGUGCUUCACAGUUGGGAUGGUGUUCUUCGGCUUGCAAGCAACCCCCUUUUUCCUCCAUACAUAACAAUGGUCAUUAUGGCCAAACAGUUCUAUUUUUGUUUCAUCAGACCAGAGGACAUUUCUCCAAAAAGUAAGAUCUUUGUCCCCAUGUGCAGUUGCAAACCGUAGUCUGGCUUUUUUACGGCGGUUUUGGAGCAGUGGCUUCUUCCUUGCUGAGCGGCCUUUCAGGUUAUGUCUCUUUGUACUGCCCUCUCCACUCCUCUCCUCCACACAGGAGUAAAAUGCUCGGGUUUAUAGCCUUUGACAUUGACCCCCGGCUGUAGUUGUCAAUAAAACAGUGGUUAUGGGAAAGCAAAGGGAACUACAGCAAUCAUGAGGAAUUACCAUGGUUUCUAUUCAUGGUUCCUAUUUGAGUUUGCAAGAAAGACAUAUAUUUCACUGUACUUGUGCAUGUGACAUUAAAUCGUUGAAACUUGAAACAACAGCUGUUGUUUCUCUAUGGCCCUGAGGCAGCAGAAAGAAGCUAGGGUGGUUUUAGUAAUGAUAUGAUAAUCCACCUAGUAAAUUAAGUUAUUAUUAGCUUCCCCUUCCUAGCAUUGCGCUUGUUAGUCUGAAAAUGCCUUCAACAGCUGCAUACUCAAACUAGUGGAUAUGUAUUAGAAUGUGGGGUAAACUGCAAUUAAAUAGGGAUACUAGGAUGAGGAAUAGGACAUCUCCAUAGCUUAUGUAACCAUUUUGUAAGGGGUCCCCUUUUUGCUAACAACCCCCCUCCUCGGCCCAUAUGGGUAAUAUAGCUCAAUGCUCCAGCUGGUUGACACGAGCACACCCCUAUAUGAGCUCAGUGUUUAGGCCUACUAUAUCUCCCCGGUCAGCUUUUUUUCUAGCUCCCGCUCCUGUUUUUUCUCUCAGCCACUUUUCGCAUUCCCUCUCUCCUUUUCCCUAUCUGUGACUCUCUGUAGUCUCCUAACUCUCUCUUGCCCCCUUUCUUUCCUUCUCGUUCCCAUAUGCCGCUCCUUUUCUCUCUUCCAAUGGUUGUCUAAUGCCUAAUCUCCCCCCCCCCUCUCUUCUGGUUUUCUCCACCUCUAAUACCUUUUCUCUCUCUCUGCAGGUUUGCUGAAGGACCUGACAGGCAGUUACACGGCCUCCUUCCUGGUCGCUGGUGGUUUCCUCCUGCUGGGUACCAUGGUAACGGCCACUCUGCCUCACUUCUUCUCCUGCACCGACCCGUGCCAUCUCCAGAGACACGCCGGUAACCACAACAACAAGCAGCAGAACCAGCAGAGCCCCGAGUCUGGCCUCAUGACCAACUCCAUAUCAGAGAAACUCAACCACAUAGAUACCAUACCGUACUCUAAACCACAACUGGACCGCAACAGCCUCCAGGUGGAACCAGAGGUGUACAUGCCUUUAAACCAUAGCAGGACCGAUGAUGCCACUACUAAAUGUUGAUUGGUUGCGCAGCAUUAGCAACCAUACCUUACUUAGCCAAUAGGGCGUCUGAAUGCCUGGUUUCUCGGUGGGGUUUCCCUAUUGGUCUGGGGAGUACAUGGUUAAGGUGGACGAAUGCUACGUGCUUAUAUUCCAAAGCCGUGUACAUUUGUGGAGGAGGAAGACACAGACAGCAAGGCAAAAAUACAAACGGGUAGUGUGGGAUGUAUAGUGCACACAUCACAACCCAGGCUCUAUCUCUCAUGUCUCUCAUUUCCCAUAUUACCCAUACUAAAUAAUAGAGAGGGGAAUCUGGUUUGAGUUCUUUCCUCCACCCAACUCUCUGAGUAAGAUUCAGUAACACUUCUCCGUUUUCAUUUAAUCCGUCUCUGGAAUUAUAUAUCCACAUGACAGUCAUUUGGUGUUCUAUGUCAAAACAUAGAUUAUUAUGUUAUGUGUAUACUCCUCUAACCCCUGGUAUUAUUCCACUUCCUCCUGGCCACACUCCCACAUUCAGGCUGCUAUGAGGAUAUGAAGAGUUUAAUUCCAAAACGCUAUAUAUCCAUU